AUGCAAAAACCCUUCGCUGUCCCACACACCGAUCUCCAAGAUAUUUUACAAGAAUUUAUUAGUGAGCUAAUUGACUCAUGCCUGAUGGAUGGGAUUCUAACAAUGCAUCGUGCAAUAAAAUUAGGAUAUUUUCAUAUUGUUGCUCCUGAACAAAAUUCAAACGUAUCAGACAAUCUUGGGUAUGGCUCUUCAAAUGCGAACCCUGGUAGAGACCCUAGCAAAACUGCGAGCUGCUGUCGAUGUGGGAAAUGUAAUUGUAAGGUUGCUGCUACACGCUAUGCUGUCCACUUGUCUAACUGUAUGGGAUUGGGAAGAAACAGUUCAAGGAGAGCCAACAAACGCAUAGCAGAACAACAGCGCCUAGAAGACGACGAUACCGAAACCGACGAGAAUUUUUUGGAGUCGUCUUCUGGAGAUGUAACUCCGUACAAGAAUCCAGCAACUUCAUCUGACCAACUGGAUUGCAAAUAUUCUAGUGAGGCAGUUAACAAUCACCGAUCGCCCUUGAAACUAACAAUCUCUUUGGUACCAGGCUCUGGGAAGCCAGAUCACUCUUCCAAACAUUCAAACAGACAACUUGAUCCAACAACUGGUAGUAAUGAAUACAGCUGUCCGGAUGAAAAUAAUUCAUUAAAACCCGUUCAAAGUUCACACAUGAAGUCUAACUUACCUACUGUAGUAAGUGGAUCUAGCACUUAA
This is a messenger RNA of Schistosoma turkestanicum, 699 nucleotides long. The record is from the annotation of a GenBank genome assembly. Lineage: Eukaryota; Metazoa; Platyhelminthes; Trematoda; Strigeidida; Schistosomatidae.